Molecule: messenger RNA, 465 nt
Organism: Ruditapes philippinarum (Manila clam)
Lineage: Eukaryota; Metazoa; Mollusca; Bivalvia; Venerida; Veneridae
Exons: 5
Coding region: 1-465 (154 amino acids)
Biological process (GO): homophilic cell-cell adhesion
Cellular component (GO): membrane
Molecular function (GO): calcium ion binding
Source: RefSeq, a predicted model, not a curated record
AUGUACAAAAAGGUUGAAGUGUUUAUUAAUGUGGCAGGAGUAAACGAAUUCCCUCCCGUUUUUAAUAACCGCCCAUACAACGUCACGUUGAUGGAGUAUGACGGUGCAAACUAUUUCAAUAUACUAGCAUCAUCUAAAGGAGACAUAAUUCUAGCCAGGAAGCUCAAUUUUGAUACCAUGGAGAGAAGCAAACUUUUUCUCAACCUGAGUGUAUCCGAUGAGCCUUCAUUGAGUCCUACCGCUAAGACAACUUAUACCACUUUGGAAAUACAAGUGACAGAUGUUGAUGAUCAGCCUCCAUACUUUGACUAUCCUGAUUGCCCUCCGCCAUGUCCAGCUCCACCAUUUUUAUCUAUUAUACGACUAAAUCACAAAGGCCCUCUGUCUGUGACACCAGACAUCAAAGGGAAAAUAUCCGACACUCUUGGAACUUCUCUGGUGUAUUCAAUUGAAGCUGGUAAGUAA